Coregonus sp. 'balchen' is the source of this 4202-nucleotide messenger RNA. The record is from the annotation of a GenBank genome assembly. Lineage: Eukaryota; Metazoa; Chordata; Actinopteri; Salmoniformes; Salmonidae.
AUGACAGUAAGUGUGCAAAGGUACACUUUGGGAAAAGAGUGGAGAAUUGGCAUGCAGCUUUUGUAUUGGCAAUCAACACUUAACAAUAGUUUUGAAGGGGUUUGUGUGUAAAGUAAUUGCAGCAAAUGAUUUAUUGACAUGGUAAGGUGAGGUGGUGGCGUUAGGAAAUACAGGUUUACACAGAAGCCCACUUGACUCAAGCCACUCCCAGCUAGCACAUAACGUUCUGAAAACCAUAUGUUUCUUAGCGUGGUUGUCCUACAGAAUGGUUAUUUUGCAUUCAACCUACAUACAACUUUCUGGGAAUGGUGCAGGAUAUUUGCUUGACUUUUGAACACUCUCAGCACAUUUAAGGAACUUGACAAAAUAACUUUAUUUCAUUACUUUAACAGAACAUUUCCUAAAAGUUCAAACAUGGUUACAUUACAUUUAAUUUCAAGUUUGGUAAUGUUCUAGGAAUGUUCUCCAACUGGUUUGAAAUUGGGAAUGUUCUCAAAUAGUUCAGAGAACUUUAAGAAACAACGUUCCUCUGUGUGAAUUCCAGUACUUCAGCAUAACGUUCCCUACAGGUUUCCUCAUGGUUCUAUUUAAAGUAAUGUUCUCAAAUUGUUCCAAGAAUGUUACGAAACAACGUUCUUCUGUGGGAAUUCCAGUACUUCAGCAUAACGUUUCCUACAGGUUUCCUCAUGGUUCUAUUUAAAGUCAUGUUCUCAAAUUGUUCAGAGAACGUUAAGAAAACUUUCCAUAAAAACCACAAGAAAACAUUAGUGACGUUCUAAGAAUGUUAUUUAAAAAUAUAUACCUUCUGUUCUCAGCAUCAACAAAACUCUCUCUAUCCUCUAUCUUUUUAAUUGUGUUCAGGUGUGUUGGCCGUGAACACUAAUUGGCCACACCUGAUCUUAAUGAGUGCUUGUUUCCUUUUAAAUGGGGUCUUUUUGAAUAGACUAAAAUUAACAGCUUUAUGCGUAAAAAACAAUAACAUUGCAUGCUAGCUCCAUCCUGGUGGCGGAGUGGACUAAUUCCAUGGAUACACAACAGACGAUUAUAGGUUUGAAUCUCCCUGAUGCAUGAUUAAUGCCUAAGGAAAUGAAUUUCUAUCUGUGCUUAAUCCCAAAUAAACUAGCAGUCUCAUUGAAACAUUCAGUGAAAGUUUUAAAGCUGCUAUAUGUAACUUUUUGUGCGACUAAUGAGAAUGUAAUUCUCAUUGAAAGCAAGUCUAAUAAGCGGUAGCUCUCUUCUAAGUGUGCUAUUUCUUUGCUUCCUGUUCUUAAGUUUUGUUUUUCCGUCUUUUACUUUCGGUUUUGUAAAAACAGCUAAAGGUACAAUAUUUUGGGUUAUUGAAAAUAUAUGAUUCUCUACAUUAUGCAUUGCUUGUUUUGUCACAAACUGAAAUUAGGCGAACAAUUCGAAUUUUAGCAACCAGGAAAUGGCAGAGAGAUUUCUGCAUAUUGCACCUUUAAGGAAGUUAUUCAAAAACCUCCAAAUAAACUAUAAGUUCCGUUCUCAGAGCAUUAAUAAAACCUCCCAGAAAAAAUGAAGAAGAAGACAGAGAAAACCCUGUGCACAGCAGUGCUUUUAAAUCCAGAUGCUAGUUUUGGCAGGAACAACUAGUAUUAAAAAAACAAGUGUAAAAACCCCACUAGAAAGACUUGAUUUGCAGUGUAGUUGUGAUUGUCUUCCUAAUGAUGGACCUCAAUACUCGAGUUCUAGGAAUCAGUAGGCGAUGGAGUCACACCACUGAUAAACACCCAAACUCUGAUGUGGGUCUUAUCUCCGUUUGAUCUGCCAUCAGCAACAUCAGCUUAAGCCAGGAAGUUUUCCUGUGGUUCACGAUUUCUUCAUCACACUUCCGUCGAUCAGUGUGAUUGUGACGGAUAAGAAAAGGUAUUUUCCUGUCUUCUUCUCCAGAGCAUUCUAUCAUCCCAACAUCCACCCUAAUCCUGGAAUGUUAGGGGUUUUUCCCAGCAGGUGCAUAUCUGUUUCAAGAUUGAUAUACUGUAGAGAUGCAUGAAUAUUGAGGAAAUUCAUAUUUUUUCCCCAUCUUCCUGUUUCCUUAUAGAAUGAUGUCUUCUAAACGAGCCACACCUCCGUUUCCCCCGGCGACAGAGGAAGACGAAGCGAUGGGUCAGGACAGUGUGGGCGGGGCCAAUGAGGAAAGAGAAAGCCAUGACAAGCCAGUCAUGCCCCCUCUGCACGGCAAAGCCCUCCCAGAGGAGCACCAGCCAAUAAGAGACAGCCAGCCUGAGUCGGACUGGGAGAGUAUAGGCCCUACUCAGACAGUGAGACACACACAAACACACACUCUCCAUCAGAUUGACACACUGUCACUGAGCCCUAUACAGAGGAAUCUUCCUCUUUAAGACAAAUGCCUCUUGAAACAGUUUCAAGGAUGUCUUAAGAUGUCGCUGUUAGUCAAAGCCCCUUGUCUUUGAAACAUAAGCCAUCGAAAGUUCUUGGAGGAGAAAACAUACAGAAAUAAACCUCUCGUCAGGCCACAUGUGCUAGAGUGUCUACUGAUGGACAAUGUGGAUUUAAUACCAAACAGUAUGGUUGCGUCCCAAACGACACCAUAUUCCCUAUAUAGUGCACUACUUUUGACCAGAGCCCAUAGAGGGGUAACAUUUGGGAUGCAACUGUCUCUGCUACUAUAUCUCUGCUACGAUAUAACUGGCCCCUGAAUGCCCUUUGCCCUAUGAUGUCAUAAGUGUAGCACAUGACUACGUAAUAAAGCUACAAAUACAUGCAAUUCUGGACUGAGAGACUGCUAGCAUAACAUUUACAUCAUUUAGCAGACAAUCUUAUCCAGAGCGACUUACAAAUUGGUGCAUUCAACUUAUGAUAGCCAGUGGGACAACCACUUUUUUUUUAUGUGGGGGAGGGGGGGGGGGGUAGAUAUGUUAGCUGAUGGAAGGAAGAUGUAAGUUAUGUUUAUUUAAUGUCACAAUAACUCAUUGUCCUACAAAAAGCAUGGCUGAAUCACUCGCCCCAAAUGGCCAUACUUAGUCCUGUGGGAUUAUUUGCUGUAGGGUCAGAGUUGGCUCUUUUUAACCUGAAAAACACCACUAUCUCCAUGUAUGACAGGUAUAAAAUGUACCUUUCACCCUUGCCCCACAGGCUAUGUGUGACCUGUGUCAUUCUUCUGUAUUGAGUUGCAUUCGUUAAUCACAAGAUGGAGGGAGUGGAUAUCCAUAACCGUGUAUAUAGUGCACUAUAUAAGGGGACUGCCUUUGUUGCGAAACCCCUGAGUUAUUGUGUCUGUCCCAAAUGGCACCCUAUUCCCUAUAUAGUGCACUACUUUUAACCAGAGCCCUAUGGGUAGUGCACUACAUAGGGAAUAGGAAGCCGUUUGGGACACAUAUCUCAACUUGACCUUUCCACACUGCCAUGCCAGUCCCUCUGUGCCAAGGUGUCACUCUCUGGCUGCCAAUACAGAGAUUUGCAACCUGGCCCGAGUCUAAAUUCUGCCGUAAGAAGAUGAUUGCCAUGAUUUAAACAACAACACCCACAGCAACAACAACCGCAAACAUUAGUCUAGGGAUAUCAAUAGAGAGGUGGUGAAAAGUAAAAAGUAGGUAUAGAAAUAGAUUGUAUUUUAAGUUACACUUAACUUUGUGGUGAGUGAUUAGUUGAAGUAAUGGCCAUAAGCUACUAAAGAAAAAGUCAUAGUAUUGUCAUUCCACUAAUUCCAAAACACCCCUGUUGUAUUUGUUCCUAUAGGACAAUGCUAGUAGCAAGGGCUGUUCCUUGAACUCCUACCGGAAUGACACUACAUCUCCACCAAAGCCUGAGGAGUGUUCCCAGGAGUGCGGUGAGCUGCUAGGCGGAUCCGCCUUCAGAACACCGGAGCGCCGCAAAGGAAGCCUGGCCGACGUGGUGGACACACUGAAACAGAAGAAACUGGUAGAGCUGACAAAGACAGAACAGGAUGGUAGGAGAUGUCCUAUAACACCCCUCUCUCUGUGUGCAUGCGUAUGUGAGCUCUCCUGCACAUGUGUGUGCGUGUGAUUGUGUGUGUGCGUGCAUGCUCGCCUGCGUAAAUACAGUAUGUUCAGCCUUUACUUUGUGUCCAGAUCCUCUUCGGAGGAUCUUUGAACCUUUCAAUGAGUGACAAAUCCCCCACCCAUAGAUCAUAUAUCUGUGAGAAGUGAAAUCACUAGUUUCCCUUUUCUCACCCUCAGAUCUGGGUCCUCACAUCAGGCUAG